AAACGCUCUGCUCCUAGAAAUACCCUGCUCCUAGAAACGCUGUGUUCCUGGAAACAUCCUGCUGCAUUUGAACAUGGUCUAAGUCUUAGGAAUUUGCCAAUUUCUCUAAUAUCACGAACUUCGGUCAAUCUAAAUCUCAAACGUCCUGGUAAUCUUAGGAAAGACGAUGCAGAGAGAAUAGAUAGACUUCUAGGGCACAUGAUAGCAUCCACUGGAAGCCUUGACGGAGGCUGUGCGGCUGCAUAUACGAUAUAA
Messenger RNA from Bipolaris oryzae ATCC 44560, 255 nucleotides. RefSeq lists its product as uncharacterized. The record is from RefSeq and is a predicted model, not a curated record. The transcript has a single exon. The annotation marks the transcript as partial. NCBI's taxonomy places the organism in Eukaryota, Fungi, Ascomycota, Dothideomycetes, Pleosporales, Pleosporaceae.